Owenia fusiformis is the source of this 2452-nucleotide messenger RNA. Lineage: Eukaryota; Metazoa; Annelida; Polychaeta; Sabellida; Oweniidae. The record is from the annotation of a GenBank genome assembly.
GUACGAGAUCCCGUUUUAUAACUCAGAAAAAGAAGAAUGAGAUUUUUGGUUGCAAAACAGCUUACUCGUGUGGUAGGGCGGGAGAGCCAGAGGUUCUAUGCUUCAGCAUCAGUGCCAACCACCAAGCUGUACAUCAAUGGCGAGUUUGUAGAAUCCAAGACAGACAAAUGGAUUGACCUGCCGAACCCAGCAACCAAUGAGUUGGUCACACGUGUACCUGUAUCCACCCAGGAUGAGAUGGAGGCAGCAGUGGCAGGGGCUAAGGAAGCCUACAAGACAUGGUCCAAGACCACCCCCCUCACCCGUCAGGGUCUUAUGUUCAACCUUCAGAACAUCAUCAAAAGAGAUAUAAAAAAGCUUGCAGCUAAUAUAACAGAGGAACAGGGCAAGACAUUGGUGGAUGCAGAGGGUGACGUCAUGAGAGGCCUCCAGGUAGUUGAGCAUUGCUGCAGUAUCACAUCCCUCCAGUUAGGGGAAAGUUUACAAGGUAUCGCAAAAGAUAUGGAUCUCGUCUCUUACAGAACCCCACUAGGUGUCACUGCUGGCAUCACACCAUUUAAUUUUCCUGCCAUGAUUCCAUUAUGGAUGUUCCCAAUGGCCCUAGUAUGUGGCAACACAAUGGUAAUGAAACCAUCAGAGCGUGACCCUGGAGCAACCAUGAUGCUGAUGGAGAUGACGCAAGAAGCAGGUUUCCCUAGUGGCAUCGUUCAGGUCAUCCAUGGAGCACAUGAUUCUGUCAACUUCAUCUGUGAUAACCCUGAUAUAAAAGCAAUCUCAUUCGUUGGCUCUGACCAGGCUGGAACACAUAUCUAUGAGAGAGGCUCAAAGAAUGGCAAACGUGUUCAGUCCAACAUGGGAGCCAAGAACCAUGGUGUCAUCAUGCCUGAUGCCAACAAGGAGAGUACCAUCAACCAGUUGGUAGGAGCAGCAUUUGGUGCAGCAGGGCAGAGGUGUAUGGCACUGUCAACUGCUGUGUUUGUUGGUGAAGCUAAAGAAUGGAUUCCUGAAAUUGUAGAAAGAGCCAGUAAACUUAGUGUCAAUGUCGGCACUGCACCAGGAGCUGAUCUUGGGCCCCUGAUCUCCCCUGCAGCAAAGGAGAAGGUGCUGCGAUUGGUCCAGUCAGGUGUAGAUGAAGGAGCAGACCUCCUGUUAGAUGGCAGAGAUGUUCAAGUUCCAGGCUAUGAGAAAGGCAACUUUGUUGGCCCAACUGUGUUACAUAAAGUAAAGCCCGACAUGCAAUGCUACACAGAGGAGAUCUUUGGCCCAGUUUUAGUCAGCACUGAGGUAGACACACUUGAUGAUGCUAUUGAGCUUAUAAAUAACAACCCAUAUGGUAAUGGCACUGCAAUCUUUACCACUAAUGGAGCAACUGCUAGGAAAUUCACUCAAGAAAUUGAUGUUGGACAGAUUGGUGUAAAUGUACCUAUCCCUGUACCAUUGCCCAUGUUCUCAUUUACUGGCUCAAGAGGAUCAUUCAGGGGAGACACAAACUUCUAUGGAAAACAAGGAAUUAAUUUCUACACUCAAGUAAAGACUGUCACUCAGAUGUGGUCCCAGCAAGAUGCUGGAGUCAGCAAGCCAACCACGGCAUUCCCCAAGAUGGAAUAAUGUGAUAAGAAAGAGACUAUAUAGGCAUAUGUAUGAAUAGGAGAUACAAACAAGAAUGAAGAAUCUAAAGCAGAGAACAAAACACUGUGGACCGUUUGACAAAAUUAUGGAAACACAAAAUUUGACUUUAAAUGGGAAACAACUCCAACGCUAGUUUCACAUUAUUUUGUUGUAUCUGACAUUUAUACCAAUAACACAAAUCAUGAUAUUACAUGUAAAUUACAGAAUGAAAAAAACUCUGUAUUUUCCUAGUAAGCCUGUAUAGCUUUUUCCAACUGAAAGUAUUACAGAAGCAAGUAAAUAUGCAAAGAAAUCCCAAGUGAAUAUUCACAAGUUUAAAUGUAAAGAAAAAUAUUGGUAUUGCGUUUUAGGAGUGUAGUCACUGUAUUAAAGAAUGCACUAACAGUUGCAGUUACAAGAAACAAAAGUUCUAAAGUGUGAACUGUGUAUUAUAUGAGAUAUUUUUUAGAUUUUGAACAUGAUCAACAUAUCAAGUUGUAUAUGUAAAAGAUCAUAGGUGUUAAUCAUAGGACAAAAGACACAAUUUAUGCAGUGAUUGAUCUUCAAACAUGGUUGUUUGUAAAAAAAUGUAUUUUUCUACCUGCUUUUUGUCAUGUCUACUGGUUCGUACUGAAGGUCCUUUUUGGGUCUUCUCAAGCACAUCAAUAGUGGGAGUUGUAUCUAACUGUCUAAAUAUGUUUUACAUUUUGCACCACCAGCAUUAUCAAUAUAGAAAAAACACUAAGUUCAUCAAUAAAACAACAGAAAGGGAACCUAAUACUAGGGUUGUCCCAGAAGUAAUGCACUAUAUGCUCUAUCUUUCUUAGAGCAUAUAGUGCAUUAC